Trichomonas vaginalis G3 is the source of this 903-nucleotide messenger RNA. Its product is annotated as RelA-associated inhibitor family. Gene Ontology annotation, biological process: regulation of transcription by RNA polymerase II. The transcript has a single exon. Gene Ontology annotation, molecular function: transcription factor binding. Bases 1 to 903 code for a protein of 300 amino acids. The record is from RefSeq and is a predicted model, not a curated record. Lineage: Eukaryota; Parabasalia; Trichomonadida; Trichomonadidae.
AUGUCAGCAGAGCACUAUUCGCAGCACAUUGAUGAAUGGUGCAAUGAUAGUAGUUUCAUCAAUAAGAAAACUGUUGAUGAACUUUGCAUUAUAUUAGAUCACUGUCAGUUCACAUCUAAGCAGUUCAAACAGUUAUUUACUAUUAUAAAAGCAUCUUGCAGCAUUGAUGAAUCACUUUCAUUGAUGAAACAUUCGAAAAUCUUGAAUCAUAAUGAUCCAAAUGAGUCAAAAUUGAUAUUGGAAUAUGUAUCCAAAUUCUUUGAUAUUCCACUCAUAUACGAAGUUUGCAAUGAUAUAAUCUAUACAUACAAGUUCCAAAAUCGCAUUAAAAAUGCACCAACUGCAACAAAUACAGAUUCUUCAAAUAGAAACCCACAAAAAGUCGCAACAAGUGAUGAAAAUACAGCAGCUUUGAGAUCUAUUCCAAAGAAUGCAGCCCACUUUUUAAAUAUAUAUGAAAUCCUUCAAAAAACUUCAAAUGAAAAUGAUGAAUACACAAUCAAAGUUGCAGUUGAUGAAAAAUAUACAGAAGUAAAAAGUGGAGGUAUUGGAGCAUAUCCACUUUUAUACGCUGCACUUUCACAAGAAAAUAAUCUCGUCUUCACUCUUGUAAAGUAUGGUGCAGAUCCUACAGUGAAAACAGAUUAUUUAGAUUCUCUUCUUCACAUUUUUGUAACUAAAAAUAACUUGGAAGGGUUAAAAUUUGCAAUUAAAUAUGUUGAUGUAAAUUCACAAGAUGUUGAAGGCUCCACUCCACUUCAUAUUGCAUAUCGAUAUGGUUUUGUUCAUAUUGCUGAUUUCCUCCUUGAACAACCAGGAUUAAAUCCGAACAUUAUGAAUCAAAAAGGUGAGACACCUAUUAACAUUUAUCAACGUACCAAACAAGCUUUAAAAAAUAAUUAA